UAAAAGCUUGGGUUUAUUUUGCUUCGUGGAUACAAAAAAUUCUUCAACUGCAACGAAAUUGAUUUACAGCAAUUUUCUUUGGUAUUUUAUAAAAUCGCUAAGCCUUUUGAUGAUAAAUUAACGCUUUUCACUUUAAUAUAUCAUUGUUGGGAUGAAUGAAUCUGAAAGCGAAGAAGAAGAAGUCGGAAGGAGGAGAACAAACACUUGGGAUUCAAAUCAGAAGGAAGAGGAAUUAGUACCAGAUAAAGUUGUAAAAAAGAUAAAAAAAGAUAUUUUUGCUGCAGAUCUUAAGAUUAGUGUACUUGUAUGUGCUUUGGAAAGCUAUCGGUAUGACAGUGUGUUGAGGCCUUUUCCUCCAGUAGGGUUAAGAGAUGAUGGCACCAAAGACGUACAAAAAUUGACCCAACUUUGCAACUCUUUGCCAAAACUUUCAACACUGGUGAAAGGAGAUCAGUCCAUAUCGGAUGAUGCCUGGGAGCUUCUAGACUGGAUAAUGAAUAAGACAUUUGAUAUCACAAUGCUGGAUAAAUCAAUGUUUAAGGAAAUUGAAAAAAGAACAGGCCAACCAAGCUACAGUUCAACCCAACCAGAUUUUAUAUUUGAAAUUGAAUACAAUCAAGACAAUGUUCUGAACAAAAGGUUCCUUGAGUUGGCUGAACAUUAUGACAUAUUAUAUGCAUACCAUGGAAGUGCGCCUGAUAAUUUCCAUUCCAUUCUACAUAACGGACUACACAGUCAUCUGAAUAAGAACUCCCUUUUUGGAGAAGGAACUUACUUAUCAAGCGACUUGAAUGUAUCCAUAACAUAUAGCAAGUACAGCCAUUUAUGGAACAAUAGUAUAUUAGGUGCAAAAAUGAGCUGUAUGGCCGUAUGUGAAGUCUUGGAUCACCCCGAUGUCAAAUGUACCUUGGAAAAAAAGACCAGAAAUGGAGUUGAGCGCCAAUCUGGGACCAGAGCAAGGGCUCAAAAUAGUGAAGGGGGUGACGUCCCAGAAAGAUAUUAUGUGGUCACUAAUAAUCAGUUACUGAGGGUGAAAUAUUUGAUGGUUUAUGCUGAGAAACGCAAGGCAGAGAGUAGGACAUCUCCUGGGACGUGGUUUGCAUGGAUAAUAAUUUUCUAYAUUCUUGUCCUCAUAAUACUUGGAUUGUCUAGAAGCAGAGCUUUCAGUAACAUUCAAAGCAAAAUAUUUGGAUCUCCUCACAGCCAGUUGUAGACCAAUCUUGAAUUAACAAAAUUAUGUAUAAAAAAAGAUAUUUUUAMACUUGUAAAGUUCAAAUUGAAAUUAUGUUGGAGCAAAUAAAAUAUUUUAUUGC
This is a messenger RNA of Actinia tenebrosa (Australian red waratah sea anemone), 1313 nucleotides long. Its product is annotated as protein mono-ADP-ribosyltransferase PARP16. NCBI's taxonomy places the organism in Eukaryota, Metazoa, Cnidaria, Anthozoa, Actiniaria, Actiniidae. Gene Ontology annotation, molecular function: NAD+ poly-ADP-ribosyltransferase activity. The record is from RefSeq and is a predicted model, not a curated record.